This is a messenger RNA of Nerophis lumbriciformis (worm pipefish), 5829 nucleotides long. RefSeq names its product growth arrest-specific 6 (gene gas6). Gene Ontology annotation, cellular component: extracellular region. NCBI's taxonomy places the organism in Eukaryota, Metazoa, Chordata, Actinopteri, Syngnathiformes, Syngnathidae. Gene Ontology annotation, molecular function: calcium ion binding; steroid binding. The record is from RefSeq and is a predicted model, not a curated record.
CACACACACACACACACACACACACACACACACACACACGGUAACUCCCCCCUCCGAAGGCGUGUGGUGCUCGUCACAACACACCAAAAAGUGCACGGGAGGAGGACAGCGGGAUAAAAGCGUGCAGACCGCAAUGGAGAGCAGCGAAUAACCGCAGAAAGAGGAGGACAACAGCGGCUUAACGGCGACAGACAUGCGGGCUGUUUAACCUCCAAACACACCGCAGCGGUGCUUUUAUAUCAUCGGAAAGAAGUACCUGGGAGACCCGUGGAACUAACGUCCCAUUCUUCCUAACGAAGCAACGACGAGAGAAGAGUUUAAAAAAAAAAAAAAAAAAAAAUUUGGAAGGGAAAAGUUUAGGGUGUUCGGCGCGGACACAGCGGCAACACGAUGCUUGUUCGGCGGACAAAGUGUGUCUCAUUUGGCGCCUUGCUAAUCCUGCUGGCGGUGCGCUGCUGCCUCACCAUUUCCCUGUCCCCGCAAGAAGCUCACCAGUUCCUCAGCAGGCACCGGAGGGCGAACCAAGUGUUCGAGGAGACGAGGCAAGGACACUUGGAGAGGGAGUGUGUGGAGGAGAAGUGUUCCAAGGAGGAGGCCAGAGAAAUCUUUGAAAAUGACCCUGAAACUGACUACUUCUUUCCCAAAUAUAUGGACUGUAUGAAGAAGUACGGAGAUUCAGAAAAGACAAAACAGGAUCUGAUCACAUGUGUCCACAACAUUCCCGACCAGUGUUCCCCCUCCCCCUGUAACUCCAGAGGCACGGUGCGCUGCGAGGACAAGAAGGGAGCCUUCCACUGCCACUGUUUCACGGGCUGGACCGGGGCCCAAUGUGAAAAAGAUGUUGAUGAGUGCAGCAAGAGGAACGGAGGAUGUGACCAUGAGUGCCACAACACGGUGGGCAGUUACCACUGCUCCUGUCGCCAAGGUUACAUGCUGGUUGGACGCCACAUGUGCAACGACCUGGACGAGUGUGAAGGCCUGAAUGUGUGUGGCUCGGCUCGCUGUGAGAACAACGAGGGAGGCCACGAAUGUCUGUGCGAUCUCGGCUACGUCUACCAAGAGGAGAGCAAGAGCUGUGUCGAUGUUGACGAGUGUGAGGCAGACGUGUGCGCGGAGGAGUGUUUCAACACGCCGGGUAGUUUCCGCUGUUUCUGUGACGGUCGCCACGGCCUGAAGCUGGGCCAGGACCUCCGGAGCUGUAAGGCUAUAACUUCCUGCAUCACACCGGCCCUGAAGAGGAACUCUCGCUCCCUCUACCUGGGCAGCAUGUUCAGUGGCUUGCCCGUGAUGAAGCUGCGCUUCCGCCGAAGGAUUCACACCGGAUUUUCCGCAGAGUUCGAUUUCCGCACUUUCGACCCAGAGGGCGUGAUCUUCUUUGCCGGCGGUCACUUGAACAGCUCCUGGAUAGUGCUCGCAAUGCAUCAUGGGAAGCUGGAGCUGCAGCUGAAGUACGGCUCCGUCAGCAGGGUCACCAGCAGCGGACCUGUCGUCAACGACGGCCAGUGGAGGAAGAUUUCGGUGGAGGAGCAGGGGCGGAGUCUGGUCAUUAAGAUCGACAGGGAGGCCGUGAUGAAGAUUGCAGUAAACGGUGACCUGUUCACGUUAAAGAAGGACAUGCAUGAGCUCAACCUCACCGUGGGAGGAGUCCCCUUCAAGGAGAGCAGCCUCGUCAGCAAGGUGAACCCCCGUUUGGACGGCUGCAUGAAGGAGUGGCGCUGGUUGACCGGAGACCGCUCCAUGCAAGAAAGCAUCACCACCAACGAGAACAUUCAGUGUUUCAGCACCGAGAACCCUGGAGCGUAUUAUCCUGGCAGAGGCUUCGCUUUCUACAACAUCAGCUAUGAUUCCCAGAACCUGAGUGUCCAUCUGACCUUGUAUCCAACAUCUGCCAUCGGGGUUCUCUUUGCUCUGGUCCACCAAGACACAGUCCCACUCUCCAUCGCCCUGGCGGACCACCAUCCUGCUACUGAUGACUGGAGAGACUUUGUCCUGGUGUCGGCGGGUGACACCGUCAUCGCCAGUUCCCCGGCUCCCCUCUGCGACGGCGAGAGUCAUGAAAUCCACCUGAAGAUCUCGGGCAACCGCACACAGUUGCUGGUGGACGGGGAGCCCGGGCGCAGUGAAGAUGCCGAAGUGGACCUUUUGUCUCCUUCCAGCACCUUCGUAGGAGGUCUCCCUGAAGUUCCGCUCGCCGCCACCCCGGUGUCGGCGCACUACAGCGGCUGUAUGGUGGUCGCCGUGAACGGACUGACCCUGGACCUGGACCAGGCCCUGCACAAGCACAACGACAUCCGCUCCCACUCCUGCCCCCUGCUGGACUCCAACCAGUGACCUCCUCAGCACCGUGGAGACUGUAGUCCAGUAUAUUUCCAGGAGACUGGUCAGACUGUCAGUGGGCGGACCCGUUCCUUGUCUCCGCGGUGACUCCAGGUCAGUCCAUAAGUGCCAUCUUCACUCCCAUCAGGCAGAAAUAUUCUUCAAGCUCGGCCCUCCAGUCAGACGGGACCUGGUGCUCCUCAGCACAACAUGCCCUGAACUUAGCUGGCGUCCAUUGAGAGAAGAAACCUUGUUAGCACACUGACACUGACAGACCCUAAUCCUGGUCCUCGGUCACCGCAAUCCAGUCCAGCAAAGGCCGCUUCAUGGAAGAAGCACAGAGGAGGAGGGAGAGGAGGAGGAGGAAGAUCACCGCAUGUAAAAAACCAAACAAGCUACUGAGUGUAAAUAAUGUGAGUGCUUUAGAAAACUACCUGACAAUAUUCAAACAUGUGUAGUAACAACCUGCUCUUCUGCUGCAUCCUCAUGGCACACCUGGCAAACUCAGGGCCCACGGGCCAAGUCUGGUCCGCCACAUCAUUUUAUUGUGGCCCACCACAUCAUGUUAUGUGGUCUAUCACGUCAUUUUAAAGUGGUCCGCCAUACCAUUUUAAUGUAGCCCACUGUGUCAUUCUAAUGUGGCCCGCUGCAUCAUUUUAUGUGGCCUGCUGCAUCAUUUAUGUGGCCCGACAUACCUUAUUAUUUUGGUCCGCCACAUAAUGCCCACUGCGUCAUUCUAAUGUGGCCUGCCACAUAAUUUUAUUGUGGCCUGCUGCAUCAUUUUAAGUGACCCGCCACAUUAUUCUUAUUUGGCCCACCAAACCAUUUAAUUGUGGCCUGUCGUGUCAUUUUAUGUGGCCGUCCGCAUACUUCUAAAGUGGCCCGCCACAUCAUUUCAUUGUGGCCUGCUGCAUCAUUUUAUGUGGCCAGCCAUGCUUUUUUUAUUUUGGUCCGCCACAUUAUUCUUAUGUGGCCAGCCAUGCCUUUUUAUUUUGGUCCGCCACAUAAUGCCCACUGCGUCAUUCUAAUCUGGCCCGCUGCAUCAUUUUAUUGUGGCCUGCCACAUCCUUUUAUUUUGGCCUGCUGCAUCAUUUUAUGUGGCCAGCCAUACCUUUUUAUUUUGAUCCGCCACAUUAUUCUUAUGUGGCCAGCCAUACCUUUUUAUUUUGGUCCGCCACAUUAUUCUUAUGUGGCCCGCCAUACCUUUUUAUUUUGGUGCGCCACAUAAUGCCCACUGCGUCAUUCUAAUCUGGCCCGCUGCAUCAUUUUAUGUGUCCUGCCACAUCAUUUUAUUUUGGCCUGCUGCAUCAUUUUAUGUGGCCUGCCAUACCUUUUUAUUUUGGUCCGCCACAUAAUGCCCACUGCGUCAUUCUGAUGUGGCCCGCUGCAUCAUUUUAUGUGUCCUGCCACAUCAUUUUACGUGGCCUGCUGCAUCAUUUUAUGUGGCUCACCAUACCAUUUAAUUGUGGCCCGCCGCAUCCUUCCUAGGUGGCCCGCCACAUAAUUUCAUUGUGGCCUGCUGCAUCGUUUUAUGUGGCCCACCAUACCUUUUUAUUUUGGUCCGCCACAUAAUGCCCACUGCGUCAUUCUAAGGUGGCCCGCUGCAUCAUUUUAUGUGGCCCGCCACAUUAUUCUUAUGUGGCCCACCAUAUCAUUUAAUUAUGGCCCGCCGUGUCAUUUUAUGUGACCGUCCGCAUACUUCUAAAGUGGCCUGCUGCAUCAUUUUACGUGGCCAGCCAUACUUUUUUAUUUUGGUCCGCCACAUUAUUCUUAUGUGGCCCGCCAUACCUUUUUAUUUUGGUCCGCCACAUAAUGCCCACUGCGUCAUUCUAAUGUGGCCUGCUGCAUCAUUUUAAGUGACCCGUCACAUUAUUCUUAUGUGGCCCACCAUACCAUUUAAUUGUGGCCCGCCGUAUCAUUUUAUGUGGCCGUCCGCAUACUUCUAAAGUGGCCUGCUGCAUCAUUUUACGUGGCCAGCCAUACCUUUUUAUUUUGGUCCGCCACAUAAUGCCCACUGCGUCAUUCUAAUCUGGCCAGGUGCAUCAUUUUAUUGUUGGCCUGCUACGUCAUUUUAUUUUGGCCUGCUGCAUCAUUUUAUGUGGCCCGCCAUACCUUUUUAUUUUGGUCCGCCACAUAAUGCCCACUGCGUCAUUCUAAUGUGGCCCGCUGCAUCAUUUUAUGUGUCCUGCCACAUAAUUUUAUUGUGGCCUGCUGCAUCAUUUUACGUGGCUCACCAUUCCAUUUAAUUGUGGCCCGCCGUGUCAUUUUACGUGGCCGUCCGCAUCCUUCCUAGGUGGCCCGCCACAUCAUUUCAUUGUGGCCUGCUGCAUUGUUUUAUGUGGCCCGCCAUACCUUUUUAUUUUGGUCCGCCACAUAAUGCCCACUGCGUCAUUCUAGGGUGGCCCGCUGCAUCAUUUUAUUGUGGCCUGCUGCAUCAUUUUAUGUGGCCCGCCACAUUAUUCUUAUGUGGCCCGCCACAUCAUUUUAAUGUGGUUCGCCAUUCCAUUUUAUAGUGACCUGCCUCAUCAUUUUAUGUGGCUCACCACAUCAUCCUAAUGUGACCCGUCACAUCAUUUUAUAGUGGCCCACCACAUCAUCCUAAUGUGUCCGGCCACAUCAUUUUAUUGUGACCUGCAACAUCAUUUUAUGUGGUCUGCCAAAUCAUUCUAAUGUGACCCGCCACAUCACUUCAUGUUGCCCACCACAUCAUUUUAUGGUGGACUGUCAUAUCAUUCUAUGGUGGCGCGCCACAUGAUUUUAUUGUGGUCCGCCCCUUUAUUUUAUUGUGGACCAUUACAUCUUUUUAUGUGGACCGUUGCAUCAUUUUAUGUGCCCCCCCCUCCCACAUCAUUUUAUGUGGCCCGCUAGGUCAUUUUAUGUGGCCUGCCACAUCAUUCUAAAGUGGGCCGCCACAUCACUUCCUGUUGUCCACUACAUCAUUUUAACAAUGGUCCUCAACAUUAUUUUAAAGUGGCCCACCUCAUAAUUGUAUCGUGGACUACCACGUCUUUAAAGUGGCCCACAACAUCAUUUCACGUGGUCUGCCAAGUCAUUUUAUUGUGGCCGGUUGCCUCUGCCAGUUGUGUAACAAGGCUAAAUAUGACUUCAUGUUCAUGUACAUAUUUACUGUUAAAUACGGCCCUCGAAAGGGCGGCCAUAAUUGCGAUGUGGCCCCCAAUAAAAAGGAGUUUGACACGCCUGCCUUAGGAGGAUCACAAGCAAUAGAAAGUUCUUUAUUUGGUAGGUGCUAAAUAAACCAAACUGCAGAAAAAAGCCAAUGUUGAAAGGAGCGAUGUGAUUGGUCAAAGAUUUACUCUGGUUUUUUUUUUCAUUUUCCAGUUUUCUCAUGUUUAAGGCCAGAAAGUUGCUUCCUUUUUUUAAAUCUGGUUUGAAAUCAUGUGUUGUAUAUUGUAACGCUCGUUAGAUUGUAUUGUUCUUUUAUCAGCUCACUGUGUCUACAAUGCUACAAUCCUAUUGAAAGAGCAAAAUAAAGAGUUCUAUGAACGAGGAAAA